AUGGAUUCGGAUCAGGGGAAGCUUUUUAUCGGCGGGAUUUCAUGGGAAACGACCGAGGAGAAGCUGAAGGAAUACUUCCAUGGCUAUGGAGAAGUUGUUCAGGCUGUUGUGAUGAGGGAUAAGAUUUCUGGGAAGCCCAGAGGAUUUGGAUUUGUUGUUUUCUCAGAUCCGGAUAUUCUCGAUAGGGUUCUUCAGGAUAGGCAUGUGAUUGAUGGCCGCACGGUUGAGGCUAAAAGAGCUCUAUCAAGGGAGGAGCAACAGGGUCCAAGAGGCGGCAACUCUGGCGGUGCCCGUAGCUUUGGUGGGGGAAAUAACAAGACAAAGAAAAUCUUCGUUGGCGGCCUGCCACCAACAUUGAACGAGGAUGGGUUUCGUCAGUAUUUUGAAGCUUACGGUGUGGUAACUGAUGUAGUAAUAAUGUAUGACCAGCAGACAAAUAGGCCACGUGGGUUCGGGUUCAUCUCAUUCGAUUCGGAAGAUGCAGUGGACAGGGUUCUGCACAAGACCUUCCAUGAUUUGAAUGGCAAGCAAGUGGAAGUGAAGCGGGCCCAGCCUAAAGACUCUAAUCCUGGUGGUGGGGGAGGGCGGUCUAUGGGCGGUAGUUUUGGAGGUGGAGCAUAUCAGGGCUACGCUUCUUCUGGUGGGAAUUCAAACUCUUAUGAUAGCCGAAUGGAGUCCAACAGGUACAUGCAGUCGCAACAUUCUGGUGGUGGGUACCCGCCUUUCGGAUCAUCCGGGUAUAAUGCACCAGGUUACGGAUAUGGCCCCACCAAUAACACCAUGGGUUACGGAUAUGGGAAUUAUGGUGGAAAUAAUCUUAGUGCUGGGUAUGGUGGUCAGAGAAAUUCAUGGGGUUCGCAGGGUUCCUCUGGGUAUGGCUAUGGAGGGUCACAGUGGGGUGGCACUGGCACUGGCACUGGCCAGUCUCCAGGUGGGGGGGUGUCAGGGUAUGCGAAUCAAGGGUAUGGUUAUGGCGGAUAUGGUGGUAAUGAGGGAGGCUAUGGGAAUCAAGCUGGUUAUGGUGCCGUUGGUGGCCGACCGGCUGCUGCGCCAAAUGGUGGCUCCGCUGAUCAUGCUGCGGGUGCUUAUGGUGAUGGGAGUGGUUAUGGUGGUAAUCCAGGAUAUCAUUCAGGAUGGCAAUCUGAUGCAUCACAGGCUUCCGGUAACUAUGGCUUGGAGAUGAUCCUGUGCCGGGAGGGUUUGGAAAAAUUGUCUGCUCAAACUAAACACAGGGCUUAA
Striga hermonthica is the source of this 1239-nucleotide messenger RNA. The record is from the annotation of a GenBank genome assembly. NCBI's taxonomy places the organism in Eukaryota, Viridiplantae, Streptophyta, Magnoliopsida, Lamiales, Orobanchaceae.